Molecule: messenger RNA, 2448 nt
Organism: Neopsephotus bourkii (Bourke's parrot)
Lineage: Eukaryota; Metazoa; Chordata; Aves; Psittaciformes; Psittacidae
Exons: 4
Coding region: 28-2448 (806 amino acids)
Source: RefSeq, a predicted model, not a curated record
UUCUCUUUCAGUGUUUAAAAAAAGAAAAUGAAUACUGCCUCAGCUUCAGAGAGUGGAUCGUAUUCCACAAACCACACAAGACCCUUUUUUUAUGUACAACAAGCAGCACAACAGCCUUUUCCAAGUACAUGGUACCUCAGUCAUCCAUAUGGUCCAUACUGUAUACCUGCUCCAGGCUUCCGAAGUGGACAUCCCUAUUUUCCAUUUUAUUCUGUUGCACUCCAUGAGUACCCUGGAUUUCUUGUUCCACAGCAACCAGUACAUGCAAGAGUUAACAGAAGGCCUUAUUUUAAUGCUCCCCAACCUUCCCCUAUGUUUUAUCAUGCAACAAGAUUUAGACACUAUAGUACCCCUGGGAAAAAGAUGGAAACAAAAGAAACACAGACUGAUCCUAGACAGCCUGAAAACAAGCAAAAGAAGCAUCAGGAUAUCCGUAUGGAAACGAAAGGUUGUGAUGCAGGAAAUGCUGCCUGUGUUUCUUCUGGCAUAGGUACAGAGACUGAAAGUACUUCAGAGAAACAAGAUUCAUCUGGAUCUUCCAUUGUGGUAGACAGGGAGUUUCAUAACAAGAGCCCUUCCAGCUCUACACAGUAUAGAAGUCUUCCUACUGGAAGCUAUGCCUUUGAGAAGGAAGAAGUGAGGAUAGAAUAUGGAAAUGGCUCUCCAGCUAUUCAACUGUGGAAGUCCUUUAAAGAAACUAUCCCUUUGUAUGAUGUGGCAAGUGGUAAAGCAGUCCCAGAGAAUAUAGUGCAGCGUGACUUAUUUUCUGUUAGCUCAUGUGAAGGAAUGAUGUAUAGCACUCCUGAAGGGGAGAAAAUGGUAACAGGAGCUUCCUUAGAUGAGAAAAAAUCUGUUCUCCCCUCUAAACAGGGUGUUGAAACUGUGCAAGAAAAAGAGGUCCAAAAUAAUGAGGAGAAGCUGGAUGCAGAAAAGCAAGUGAAUGCAAGUCAAGGGGCAAAAUCCCCCCCAGGUGAACCCAUGGCAGUGCAAGUCACAGAGCUGUCAAGGUCUGUUAGCAUAGAUCAACCAGUGGUAAGACAGGAUGUGGUAGUAGCUAAGAAACUGAGCUCUAAAAAACCUACUGGCUCAAAAACUUCUCAAGAAGAGCCCAGCUUUAUUCAACAAGCAGGACUGCUUCCAUCUAGCAUGGAGGUUAUGAGUGACUUGAGUUUCCAGCAGAAAAAGCUGAACCGAAGCCACAAUGUGACCAGUGAAAGUCAAACUGAUAGGAGUGUUUGGUGUGACGAAUCCAUGGAGAAGUACGUUCCUUCUAGCAGCUGGCUGGCUUGUGUGGACGCUAUGGACACCAACUACACCUAUGAUAUUUGUCUGCCACAAAGGAAGCGUCAAAGUGUACUCAGUCUUUCUUCUGAUGACGUGUCCUCUAGAGAGGAAGGCUCAUCAAUUGACAAUGCCCCAGUGUCUUAUUUUGUCCCCGACUAUGUGCUUCACAAAAGCAUGUAUGCUUUCCAGAAGAGUACAGAGGGCUUGGAGAAAGAGAAAAUUAAAAGUGCCGGGUCCCUUAAUGAAGAUGAAGUGGUAGGAAGGGAGCAGAUUAAUAGCUUGCAUGACCAAGAUGUCAAAAGCUCUUCAACCAUGAAGAUUAAAGAGGCUUCCAGUAAAGGCAGAAAGUUGGGAAACCUUCCUAGAUCUUCUAGUCGGAUGAAACUCAAUUCUCUCAGGACAAAAGCAGCUAAGAGUUUGUCAGAAGUUGAGGACUCUGAAGAAUACUCUGUGAGGGGAGAAGAAGAUGAUGAAGAGGGAGAGGAAGAGGAGGAUGAGUAUGAUGACUAUGACAUGGAUGAAGUGGAAUAUUUUAAUCAGGAAGCUACUCCAUAUGAAAUCUUGAUGCCUAGUACAGGAAGCUUCUACCAAGUUGGCCAGAGGGUGCUUUGGAAACCACCUAGACAUGCUAUACCAGCUCACUUAAUCAGCUGGCCUGCUCAAGAGAUGGUAAAAACUAGGAAUGGGCUUGGUGACAACACUGGUGUAGUUUACAAGCCAAAGGAGAGAGAACAAGAUGGUGCAUGCAGUGACUAUGGGUAUUAUGGAAGAAAGAUGCCUACAGCAAGAAGAGGAGGACUUGAACACCAGCGAGCACUACGGAAAUUCUUGGGAGGAAGGCUGUUCAGGGAGAACAUGGGGAUACCACCUGAAGAGUACUGGAUUAGAAGUGGUGCUAAACCCAAACUUACCAGCCAAAUACCUGGUAGUCUCUUACCCACAGCCAGGAGCAAAGAACAAGGGUACCCACCUUUGCCUAAACUGAAGAAGAAAAGAAUAAGCAAGCCACCUUCAAAACGCAGAGACACAAGAUGUGAGGUGGAAGAAGCAUGGGAGAUGCCUAAAAGCAGUGUCCACAAAGGUUGGUAUACAGUGACAAGCUACAACAAUGGCUGCUGUGAGAUUUUUCUUCAUUACUGUCUAAUAAUUAAUGGUUUUGUUUGA